GCGGAAGCGCAAGGGGAGGAAGUUGUCCAUCGGUGGUCUCUUUCUUCUUCCUCCCCCUCCUUUUCUCGUCCUGCUGAAGGGAUCGGGGUGAGGCCAAGCGAUGGCAAACCGGACUGUAAAGGAUGCGCACAGUAUCCACGGCACCAACCCUCAGUAUCUCGUGGAGAAGAUCAUCCGCACCCGCAUCUAUGAGUCCAAAUAUUGGAAGGAGGAGUGUUUCGGCCUCACUGCUGAAUUGGUUGUGGAUAAAGCUAUGGAGCUAAGAUACACUGGUGGAGUUUAUGGUGGAAACAUCAAGCCUACACCAUUUUUAUGCUUGACUCUGAAGAUGCUACAGAUACAACCUGAAAAAGAUAUUAUUGUUGAAUUUAUAAAGAAUGAAGAUUUCAAGUACGUGAGGUUGCUGGGAGCACUCUAUAUGAGACUGACUGGCACCGCUAUAGAUUGUUACAAAUACCUUGAACCUUUGUACAAUGAUUAUCGAAAAAUAAAAAGCCAAAAUAGAAAUGGAGAGUUUGAGCUGAUGCAUGUGGAUGAGUUCAUUGAUCAACUGCUCCAUGACGAACGUGUUUGUGAUAUUAUCUUGCCUAGAUUACAGAAGCGGUACGUUCUAGAAGAAGCUGAACAACUGGAACCACGGAUUAGUGCUUUGGAAGAAGAUAUGGAUGAUGUGGAGUCUAGUGAGGAUGAAGAGGAGGAGGAUGAAAAGAUGGAGAGAAUUCCCUCACCUGAUCACAGACGAAGAGGCUACAGAGAUCUAGACAAACCCCGCAGAUCUCCAACUCUACGUUACAGGAGAAGCCGAAGCAGAUCUCCCAGAAGGAGAAGUCGCUCACCAAAGAGAAGAAGUCCAUCACCACGCCGAGAAAGACAUCGCAGUAAGAGUCCAAGGCGGCACAGAAGCAGAUCUAGAGAAAGACGGCAUAGAUCAAGGUCCAAGUCUCCAGGGCAUCAUCGUAGCCACAGACAUCGUAGUCAUUCUAAGUCCCCAGAAAGAUCUAAAAAGAGCCAUAAGAAGAGUCGUCGGGGAAAUGAAUGAUCUUGUUUCAACCACUUUUUUUGUAGAUGUCAUUGUGAUAAAAGCUAAAUAAUUUUUGUAUUUGUUUAGUUUUUGUUAUUUAGCUGUCUUUGUUUCAAUUAAAGGGGAAUUAUUUCAUUGUA
Pogona vitticeps (central bearded dragon) is the source of this 1161-nucleotide messenger RNA. It is a transcript of the gene PRPF38A, whose product is annotated as pre-mRNA processing factor 38A. Lineage: Eukaryota; Metazoa; Chordata; Lepidosauria; Squamata; Agamidae. The record is from RefSeq and is a predicted model, not a curated record.